AACGUGAGAUGGCACAACGUGCACCGCUUAAAAUCAUGUUUGGUCGAUAAUUCGAGAGGUUUCUGAUUUGAAACGUGGUGUGGCAAUAAAGUGCGCUGGUUUCAACGUCAGUGGAGAAUAUUUUCUGUGAUUUAUUCGUGUAUUGCAGUAAAUUUUCUCGUAAAUUCGGAAAAUAAUGUCGAAAAACGAAGAGAAAUUCGACGGAAUGCUGUUGGCUAUGGCCCAGCAACACGAAGGCGGCGUACAAGAGCUACUCGAUACAAUCUUCAGUUUCCUCGCGCGAAAAACGGAUUUUUACACGGGAGGAGGUGAAGGAGCUGCAGAAAAGCUUGUCACUAGUAAGUUUAAGAAACAUGAAGCUACAGCUCUUGCCAAAGCUGCCAGUGAAAAAGCUGAACGUGCAGAACAAGAGAAACGUCGUAAAGAGAGAUUGGAAAAGAAAAAAAGAGAAGAAAAAGCUGAAGAGGAUAAAUUCAAUUCAGAAUCAAAGAUUGUUGAGCUAACCGAUGAACAAGCUGCGAAAUUACAAGAAGAAAUAGAUAGUAAAAAAUCAGUGAAAGAAUCUCCUGCUGUUCCUGGCCCAAGUGGUGAUAAUGCAGAGAGCGCGAAGAAAGAGGACGAUGUAGAAGAUGAGGAGGAAGAUGAGAAAGAGAAAAAUAAACUCAGGCCUAACAGUGGAAAUGGUGCUGAUCUGCCUAAUUACAGAUGGACCCAGACGCUCCAGGAUUUGGAGAUCAAAGUGCCUUUGAAAGUGAACUUCUCAGCCAGGCCCAAGGACGUGUCGGUGACGAUCACGAAAAAACGAUUGACCUGUGGCAUCAAGGGUCAACCGCCGAUCAUCGACGGUGAUUUUCCACACGAAGUCAAAGUCGAAGAAUCCACCUGGGUGAUCGAGGAUGGAAAAAUGUUGCUUCUCAACCUGGAGAAGGUGAACAAAAUGCAAUGGUGGGCGCACGUGGUAACCUGCGACCCGGAGAUCAGCACGAAGAAAGUGAACCCAGAGCCGAGCAAGCUUUCCGAUCUCGAUGGUGAAACCAGAGGCCUCGUGGAGAAGAUGAUGUAUGACCAGAGACAAAAGGAACUGGGUUUGCCAACGUCCGACGAGCAGAAGAAGCAGGACGUGAUCAAAAAGUUCAUGGAACAGCAUCCAGAGAUGGAUUUCUCCAAGUGCAAGUUCAAUUGAAACGGUUCCAAUUAGACAGAGAGCCGAAUAUUCAGGUGUUGUUGUGAAACUGAUAAUACAAAAGAUAAAACAGAUGAUAUAUUAUCGAUAUAUCCAAUCGCGAAAUCCAGAAAAGCUCUUUAUGAUACUCUUGUUAAUUGUCACUGUGGUGAAGUUUUCUGCACCUGCUUUAUCGUACGGCCAUCAGUUUCCAAAGCGUAAAAGAUGGCGCCACGAUCCAUGCCACGAUUGGAUCGUGGUUACGAUAAAAGGAUUCAUCAUUUCCUUUGUCACAACUCUCACUUGAUGAUUCCAUUUUCUCUUUCUCUCUCUCUUUUUUUUUAUACCUAUCUUCAAACCGUUCCUUUUGAUUACUGCUCCAAAGGUAGCAGAAUCAAUCUGCACAAAUAUGUAUAUCGUAUGAUUUUUUCACAUUACGUUUCGUAUAAUUGAAUAAAGAGUUUAGAAAUGAAAA
Messenger RNA from Apis dorsata (giant honeybee), 1637 nucleotides. It is a transcript of the gene nudC, whose product is annotated as nuclear migration protein nudC. Gene Ontology annotation, cellular component: cytoplasm. Gene Ontology annotation, biological process: protein folding. Lineage: Eukaryota; Metazoa; Arthropoda; Insecta; Hymenoptera; Apidae. The record is from RefSeq and is a predicted model, not a curated record. The coding region runs from base 176 to 1183 and encodes 335 amino acids. The transcript has 7 exons.